Molecule: messenger RNA, 1833 nt
Organism: Silurus meridionalis
Lineage: Eukaryota; Metazoa; Chordata; Actinopteri; Siluriformes; Siluridae
Gene: gtf2a1l
Product: general transcription factor IIA, 1-like
Exons: 9
Coding region: 113-1474 (453 amino acids)
Biological process (GO): transcription by RNA polymerase II; transcription initiation at RNA polymerase II promoter
Cellular component (GO): transcription factor TFIIA complex
Source: RefSeq, a predicted model, not a curated record
UGACUCCUGUGCUGAUUAGGCCGGCUGUGUGGGGUAUCAGACAGUCCUACACCUGCUGAGUUCACACCGUGUUUAGAGAGAGCUGGAAAUACUAACUGAAUGAGACCUAAAAAUGCUCUCAAAUUCGAACAUACUACCUAAACUCUACCUAUCCAUCAUCGACGAUGUGAUCGAGAACGUCCGAGAGAUGUUCAUCGAUGAAGGGGUGGAAGAGAGAGUGCUUGAUGAACUCAGGCAGCUCUGGGAAUCGAAGGUCCUGCAGUCGAAAGCGGUGGAAGGCUUCGCUAAAGAGAACAUCAAUCCAUCCAACUUUGUUCUCCAGCUUCCGGCAAAUUAUUCCCAAACCCUGCAGAAAUCCACAGCUUCUGGUGUUCUUCCCGUCAGGCAGCAGAGUUUCACAGGGAAAGCUAGCAACCCUGGCACCAUCGCGACGUUUUCCCUGCCACCUGGAGUCACCUACCCUGUUCAGAUCCCCGCAGGUGUGACCCUGCAGACCGCCUCAGGCCACUUCUACAAAGUGAACGUUCCUGUGAUGGUCACUCGGGCUCCUGGGUGCCAUCGCAUGCCUCCUCAAGCCGCCCAACCCCAUGUGGAGCAGAUGCCCUCUGCUAUCAUUCAGAACCUCCCUGCCUCACAGGUGCCACCACCACCACCUCCUCCUCCUCCUCCUCCUCUCUGUCCCCAAGCCGUUCCGGCAUCUCAAUCCCUCAAACAGCACCAGGAGCUCCAGCCUUCUCAGAUCCCGCCGGAUCCUCCUAGUCAGGACCAGGAGACUCCUGUCAAACCCCAGCUUUCAGAGUCACCCCCAGGAAAUCUGGAUGAUUUCACGCUGGAUGGAAUCGACUUCAGCCCGCAGUUGCUCGGCUCAAGCACACCGUCGUGUCUCUCGGCGGAGCAGAUGGUGGAGAGGGCCGUCAGAGCGGCAGCAGAAACCGGGCUCAAUGCCGAGGACACGCUGAGUCGCUUCCUCCCCGAUUUGGAAAGGACACCCGAUGGUGCACUUAAGUUGGACAUGGACCUCCUGAGAGACUUCAACUUCAACGAGUUAACCGACAUCCCACAGCUGGACGGGCUGUGUGACAGCAGCUCGGAAGCGGGAGACGAUCCGGAAGAGGAAAGAGAGGGACGAGGACCCGUCGAGGAAAACGAGUUCCUGGGCAUGAUCAAUGCCGAGGCUCUGCAGGCGCUCCAGGGGGUUGGAGGAAGCAGUGAUGGGAACAGCAGCUCCAGCAGUGAUGGGGAUGGACCUGAGCUGGAGGAGGAAGAAGAGGAAGAGGACCCAUUGAACUCCGGCGAUGAUGUAAGCGAGCAGGACAUACCCGAGAUCUUCGAUACCGAGAACGUUAUCGUGUGUCAGUAUGAUAAAAUCCAUCGCAGUAAAAACAGGUGGAAGUUUUACCUGAAAGAUGGCGUGAUGUGCUACGGCGGUAAGGACUAUGUUUUCUCCAAAGCUGUUGGAGAGGCCGAGUGGUGAUGUGGGGAGAAACAGCAGGAGACAAAACCCCUUAUAUAAUGCUAUUUAAACUCAUUUUUUGCUUAUUCAUGCAUUUAUUUCUUCUGUUUGCUAUGCAGAGUCUCAAAGAAAAUCUGACACAUAAUACAUAUUUUUUCUAAUGUAUAUUGUGUAUAUAUUUUUUGGGGAAAUUUGAAAUGAUUUAAUUUUUUACCUAAUUAUUUCAUGCCUAUUUAUUAGUGCACCCUCGAUUACAGGCUGCAUAAAAUAUUUGUGGCAAUAUCUUUCUUUAAAUAAUCGAGAAGUUCGAAAUCGGUUGAUAACUGGUUAUUGUUUUUGCUUUGUGUAACUAAAUAAAAUACACAGCAGGGAAAACCCAA